Molecule: messenger RNA, 2230 nt
Organism: Rattus rattus (black rat)
Lineage: Eukaryota; Metazoa; Chordata; Mammalia; Rodentia; Muridae
Gene: Clvs2
Product: clavesin 2
Exons: 5
Coding region: 239-1222 (327 amino acids)
Cellular component (GO): membrane
Molecular function (GO): phosphatidylinositol bisphosphate binding
Source: RefSeq, a predicted model, not a curated record
UUUUUAAGGGGUGCUAGGGGGUGGGGGGAGAAGUUACCUCUUCAGAAAAGCUGUGGGGAAAAGCAGGAGCAACAGGAUACUUGACUUAAAACAGAAGAGGAACCGUUUCUUGUACAGGAAAGGAAGCAGCAGUGAAGAGACUGGAGGCCAGAGUGUGGUGUGGAGGUGACAAGUGCCAGGUAUAUUAUUGGACACACAAAGAGAGAGUCAGAGUGGACAGCUUGGGUCCAAGGGGACAAUGACUCAUUUGCAAGCUGGUCUCUCUCCCGAGACCUUGGAGAAAGCUCGCCUGGAACUCAAUGAGAACCCAGACACUCUGCACCAGGACAUCCAAGAAGUAAGGGACAUGGUCAUCACUAGACCGGACAUUGGCUUUCUGCGCACGGAUGACGCUUUCAUUUUACGCUUCUUGCGGGCCAGGAAAUUUCAUCACUUCGAGGCUUUCCGCCUCUUGGCCCAAUACUUUGAGUACCGGCAGCAGAACCUGGAUAUGUUCAAAAGCUUCAAGGCCACUGACCCUGGCAUCAAGCAGGCACUGAAGGACGGCUUUCCUGGGGGCCUGGCCAAUCUGGACCACUAUGGGAGGAAGAUUCUAGUCCUUUUUGCUGCCAACUGGGAUCAGAGCAGGUAUACACUGGUGGAUAUUUUGCGUGCCAUUUUACUUUCUUUAGAAGCCAUGAUUGAAGAUCCAGAGCUUCAAGUAAAUGGAUUUGUUUUGAUCAUAGACUGGAGUAACUUUACCUUCAAGCAAGCUUCUAAGCUUACACCAAGCAUGCUGCGACUUGCAAUUGAAGGUCUUCAGGACAGCUUCCCCGCACGAUUUGGAGGAAUUCAUUUUGUCAAUCAACCUUGGUAUAUCCAUGCCCUGUACACUGUGAUCCGCCCAUUCCUGAAAGAGAAGACUCGGAAAAGGAUAUUUUUGCAUGGUAACAACUUGAACAGUCUACACCAGCUAAUUCAUCCUGAGAUCCUACCUUCUGAGUUUGGAGGAAUGUUGCCCCCCUAUGACAUGGGGACAUGGGCACGGACCCUGCUAGACCAUGAGUAUGAUGAUGACAGCGAGUACAACGUGGAUUCCUAUAGCAUGCCUGUGAAUGAAGUGGACAAGGAGCUCUCCCCCAAAUCCAUGAAGAGAUCUCAAUCAGUAGUGGACCCUACAGCACUGAAACGCAUGGAUAAAAGUGAAGAAGAAAACAUGCAGCCUUUACUUUCUCUGGACUGAGAGAUUUUCCACCCUUACACCAUGGAUUAAAAAUGGGAGGUCCUGGCUUUUAAAACAGGGACAGUACUGUGGGAUUAACCUGCUGGACAACCGUAUUCGUGUUUAUGUAGCAUAAUGUUUAAGGCAUCUGGCUUUCACAUUUGCCUAAACCAUGGGUGCCCUGGGCUAGAUUUUAAAAAGUCAAUAAUUUAUUCUGUAAGUGCCAAGUUCUUUGUAAAUACAAUAUAGUCUUCAUAUCUAGUUUGUAAAUUUUGGUAGUAAUUUAAUUUGGGAAAGAUUGACUCACGGGAUUGAGCCAGUGAUAUGGACUAUAAUAAUAAGCAUAAGAACACAUACAUACACUAUAAAAUUUAAUUUAAUGUAUCCUUGUUUCCUAUGAUGCCAUAUAUCUGCUAUCAUAGUGAAUUGUUUCAAUGUUUUUCUUUGAAACACUGUCAGUAUUCAAACAUACGUUGGUCACAGCAAGGUCAAUUAUUUCCCAGAAAUUGUUAUGAUUAAUGUUUUUCUGUUUAGUGAUUUUUGUUUCAGAGGAACUAUUCUGGAAACAUCGCUGGCUACAUUCUGAAGAAAAAUUGUGGCUGAUGAGCUGGGAAACCAAACCAAACCUGAGCUCUUCUCUGUCCUUUGAUUUGGAGUUUUUCAAGAAAAUGUGUUUCCCCACUUAAGAUGAGGAAUUCUGAAAAAGAAUGUGUUUUUAACUUGUUUUUGUUUGUUUGUCUAAAUGCCUGUCUUUACAAUGUUUUCUUACUUAAGUUCCCAUUAUAACCCCUGUCUGAUGUACUUCAGAAUAUAUUUUCACCCAAAUUCUUUGGCAAAGUAAAUGAGAAUUUAGUUUCAGAGUCAUUUUGACAGACAAUUUCGAACAUAAAAUUUACUACUUACAGAUGUGGACUAAUUUCAGAUCAAUGUGGAAGUGUUGAAAAAUAUAAAUAUUCACAUAUGACAUAGAUAAUUUUAUUGAGUUCUAAUAAAUUCUUGAUAUGACAGCCUUUGAGAUGUCAUGGAAAA